This is a messenger RNA of Callorhinus ursinus (northern fur seal), 3501 nucleotides long. RefSeq names its product GATA zinc finger domain containing 2B (gene GATAD2B). The record is from RefSeq and is a predicted model, not a curated record. Gene Ontology annotation, cellular component: NuRD complex. Lineage: Eukaryota; Metazoa; Chordata; Mammalia; Carnivora; Otariidae. Gene Ontology annotation, biological process: negative regulation of transcription by RNA polymerase II. Gene Ontology annotation, molecular function: sequence-specific DNA binding; zinc ion binding.
CCCCGCCCCCGCUCCCGUCGGCGGGGCCCGGAACCCACUGUGCCGUCACCUCCCUUUUUCGACGCCUCCGCCGCCGCCUGAGGAGGCGAGCUCGCCGGGAGUUAACACCGCCACCGCCAGGAUGGAUAGAAUGACAGAAGAUGCUCUUCGCCUGAACCUGUUGAAGCGGAGCUUGGACCCAGCGGAUGAGCGAGAUGAUGUCCUGGCUAAGCGACUCAAAAUGGAGGGGCAUGAGGCCAUGGAACGCCUGAAAAUGCUGGCACUGCUUAAACGGAAGGAUCUGGCGAACCUUGAGGUGCCACACGAGUUGCCCACCAAGCAGGAUGGCAGUGGUGUCAAGGGAUAUGAAGAGAAGCUCAAUGGGAAUCUCAGGCCUCAUGGAGACAACAGGACUGCUGGAAGGCCCGGCAAAGAAAACAUCAGUGACGAGCCUGUGGAUAUGAGUGCGAGGCGGAGUGAGCCAGACCGAGGAAGACUGACUCCCUCCCCAGACAUCAUUGUUUUAUCUGAUAAUGAGGCUUCCAGUCCCCGUUCCAGCUCCCGAAUGGAAGAAAGACUCAAAGCAGCCAACCUAGAGAUGUUUAAGGGGAAAGGUGUGGAGGAACGGCAGCAGCUCAUCAAGCAGCUGAGGGAUGAGCUGCGAUUGGAGGAAGCCCGGCUGGUGCUGUUAAAGAAACUGAGGCAGAGCCAGCUACAGAAAGAGAACGUGGUCCAGAAGACCCCAGUUGUGCAGAAUGCAGCAUCCAUCGUUCAGCCGUCUCCUGCCCAUGGGGGACAGCAGGGCCUAUCCAAGCUUCCCUCCCGGCCUGGGGCCCAAGGGGUUGAACCACAGAGUCUGAGAACAUUACAGGGUCACAGUGUCAUCCGUUCAGCGACCACUACCACCCUCCCACAUAUGUUGAUGUCUCAACGUGUUAUUGCACCAAACCCAGCCCAGCUACAGGGUCAGCGGGGCCCACCCAAGCCAGGCCUUGUACGCACCACAACACCCAACAUGAAUCCUGCCAUCAACUACCAACCGCAGUCGAGUUCUUCUGUUCCCUGCCAGCGCACAGCAUCCUCUGCCAUCUAUAUGAACCUUGCCUCCCACAUCCAGCCAGGGACCGUGAACAGAGUGUCCUCACCACUUCCUAGCCCCAGCGCCAUGACUGAUGCUGCCAACUCCCAGGCUGCAGCCAAAUUGGCUCUUCGCAAACAGCUGGAAAAGACACUCCUGGAGAUUCCACCCCCUAAACCUCCCGCUCCCUUGCUUCACUUCCUGCCUAGUGCAGCCAAUAGCGAGUUCAUCUACAUGGUGGGCUUGGAAGAAGUUGUACAGAGUGUCAUCGACAGCCAAGGCAAGAGCUGUGCCUCACUCCUGCGGGUUGAACCCUUUGUCUGUGCCCAGUGCCGCACAGAUUUCACGCCCCACUGGAAGCAGGAGAAGAAUGGCAAGAUUCUGUGCGAGCAAUGUAUGACCUCCAACCAGAAGAAGGCUCUAAAGGCUGAACACACCAACCGGCUGAAAAAUGCUUUUGUUAAAGCCCUACAGCAGGAACAGGAAAUUGAACAGCGACUCCAGCAGCAGGCAGCCCUCUCCCCCACUGCGGCUCCAGCCGUGUCCAGUGUCAGUAAACAAGACACCAUAAUGAGACAUCAUACGCUUCGGCAGGCUCCACAGCCCCAGAGCAGCCUGCAGCGUGGCAUACCCACCUCUGCCCGUUCCAUGCUUUCCAACUUUGCGCAGGCGCCCCAGCUCUCUGUGCCCGGUGGCCUCCUCGGGAUGCCAGGUGUCAACAUCGCGUACUUGAACACCGGCAUUGGAGGACACAAAGCUCCCAGUUUGGCAGACCGACAGCGGGAGUACCUUUUAGACAUGAUCCCUCCCCGGUCUAUAGCGCAGUCCAUCAGCGGGCAGAAAUAACGCCCGCCCCUCGUGCUGCCCAGCCUCGAACCCUCUGCCCCCUCCCGUCGCCCCGAACGUCCGUCGCAUGCAGUGCCUGUGCUGGUGCCUACCAUACACGGAAAACAAAACCGAAACAGAAGACGACCCUAGAAACCGACAGGAAAACGCGCGCCUGCCCCACCGCCCCUUCCUCCCACUGCUGCGAUCCUGCUGCUCUUGUCUUCUCUCCAGCUUCCGCUCACAGUGAGGUGCUCUUCGCCUCUGGUAGAGGUCAGAGUGAGGUCCUGGGGAGACAUCUAAGCCCUCUGACGCGUGUUUCUAAAGUUUUUAUGCUAUAAUUAUUGUCAUUUUUAACGAUGUUGUGUGUCCUCCCUUUGUUCAGUGGACGGUUAAACCUUUUUAUUUUCCCUCAGUAUUUUUCUUUUUCUCUUUUCUUUUGCCUUUUUUUUUUUUUUUUUUUUAACACAGAUGACGUUCAGAUAAAUGACAGGAGCAUUGCAGGGGGUUCCCCAAUGGGACGUGACUGGGAGUGUUGGGGGCAGAAAUUUUUAAUGCACUUAACCUGGGGUGGGGUGUUGGCAUCAAACAGAGGACGUCAGCCCUGGGUGUUUCUGGUCUGGACAGUCUGGGAGGCAGUGUUCAUACUGAAGUUGGGCUCUGAGAAUGAGGGGAAAGAUCCUGGAGGGAGAAGCUUUAAUCCACAGAGAAGGGGGCAGGGACAUAUGAGGACAAGCCAAGAGGAACGGAGGCUGGUCUUGGCCUCCUGGAUGCUCUCCUGGUCCCAGUGGAGAUGGAAGUCUCUUCCAGGUCAACUAGCCCAAAAUCAUUUCAUCUUACUUGCUUUGUAAAAUUCUGCCCCUCCCCCCUGCCUUUUUAAUCCUAAUCUGCUCCUGGCAAGAGGGAAGCGCAGCCCCGUUGUAACUGAGUUAGCUGGUGUCCUAGAAGUGAGACAGAGGAGGGAAGAGAUAGACUGGGGGUGGGGGUGGGGAGACGAAGGGCUUUGUCUCCCAGCAGGUGAGACCCCAUCUGUCCUUCCCUCCACCCUGGGUGCCAGGUGCCAGGAGGGGAGGGCAGGGAGGCCUGACCAGCUCGGAGUCCGGCACUAAGUGCAGUACCAGCUGCCCAGAACCAGACACCUCUCGUUAAAACCAGCUCUGCACCUCUGUGCAAAGUAGCUGUUGUCGCCCCCCCCCCCCCCAGAACUCUAUUAAUUUUCCUUUUGUGUUGUUUUCAGCUUUUUCUUAAGAGCUACUAAUGUAGAGAAUGAACUGAAUUGUGCAAUGUUGCUGUUCUGGGGUCAGGGGAGGUUAGCAUCCCAUCUGCCCACACCCUGGGGGCGGGGGGCAGGGACCAGGCUGGUUUGAGGUAAGGGAAGCCCCUUCAAGGUGGGGGUUUCUGCUCUCCUGUAAUGUUCACUCACCUGCCUGUGCCGCUCUAGAAGCUGCCAGAGUGUGGGGAAGGGGGGAAGGGUUACUUGGAGCAGAGAGGUGUGAAGACGAGUUUGCCCUUGAAAGCCACCUGGAAAAAUUCCCCCACUUUUAUGUUAAGAAAUUAAAUAAUUUUUUAAAGUAAGAAGGCACUUUUAAAAUUAACACACACACACACACACACACACA